AUGUGGAACAAGUCUGCCAUCUGCAAACAAUUCUGGAAUUUGUGCAAGGAGAAAAAGAAACUGUGGAUCCAAUGGAUACACAGCUAUUACAUUAAAGGAAGGCACAUAUGGGAUGUUCAACUGAAACAAGCAUCUUGGAUGGUGAAUAAGAUCAUAAAAGCAAAGGAGACAUUCAUGGAGGCAGGGCUCAACUAUGAAGAUAUCAUGAAUAUGCAAAGCUGCUCAAUUAAAAACAUAUAUCACAGGCUGCGUGGAAGAUUUGAGAAAGUUAGUUGGAGAAGGGUAGUCUGCCAUAAUACAGGAUGCACAAGAUGGACAUUUAUACUAACUGUGGCAGCUCAUGGGAAGCUAUACACAAAGGAUAGAUUGCAGAAGUGGGGAAUGCAGGUGGAUCAGGAAUGUGUCUUGUGCAAGCAAGCCAAUGAAACUAUACAGCACUUGUUCUUUGAAUGUACAUAUGCAAAAGCAUUGUGGAGCACACUGUUAGCAUGGCAAGGAAUUAGAAGACCUGUAGCUGGUUGGGAUGAAGAACUACGAUGGGCUGAGAAGAAGACUAAAAGGAAAACAGCUGCUGCAGAGUUGUACAAAAUGACAGCAGCAGCAACAGUAUACCAUGUUUGGCAAGAAAGGAAUACUAGAAUUUUUCAAGCAAAGGUGACAGGUUGGGAAGCAGUAAGUAAGAAGAUCAUUCAAGAGCUACAUUAUCGAAGUACCAAACAUACAGUGGGAAUGCUACAUAGACUAGAUUGGUACCCACUGUAA
This is a messenger RNA of Nicotiana attenuata, 762 nucleotides long. RefSeq lists its product as uncharacterized. The transcript has a single exon. NCBI's taxonomy places the organism in Eukaryota, Viridiplantae, Streptophyta, Magnoliopsida, Solanales, Solanaceae. Bases 1 to 762 code for a protein of 253 amino acids. The record is from RefSeq and is a predicted model, not a curated record.